AUGAUGUCACGAUCGCAGUCAAGAUGCUUUCAAUUGACGCUUAUUCAUAUCCUCUUCGUCAUCACCAAACCUGCCGGCAGCAGGCUGGCCAGUCCCGACCUAACACGUCGCAUUCCUUCCGCUCAAUGGGUCUCGACAUUGCGAGGAGGAUGUUCUGAGGCAUGUAGUGAUGCGGUAGCAGAGGAGUGCAACGAGAACACAGCAGACGCGUAUGAGAUGCUCCAACAGACAAACCUCAGCACCAUCACGACCAGAGCAAGUGACAGCACUAAGAUGCGAAUGUCUUCUUUAGAUCUCUCGGUCGAAACGAGAAUAUUGAGAAACCUAAUUGGCACCAGGGUUGCAAACAUCUACGACAUCAAUGCAAGGACGCUUGAGAUUAGGCUAGGCGCUAGCUGUGCAUUGAAGGAGAGUCAGACUCUCCCAAUGUCGGCAGAUGCGCUACACGUCAAUGGUAGCAGUCAAAGGAUCUCUGUGGUGAUUGAAAGUGGAAGUCGAUUGCACACCUCUCGUUUCCAUCGAGCAACUGCAUCCCGCCCAUCCAACUUUGCGACGAAGAUCAGGAAGCAUAUCCGAGGACAGUUCUUGAACGAUGUCAGGCAGGUCGGGAAGGAUAGGGUCUUGCAGAUGACUUUUGGACUGGGAAACAGAUCCAACCAUCUGAUCCUAGAAUUCUACGCUGCCGGCAACAUCAUUCUCUGCGAUCAUGAGAUGACCAUUUUGUCUUUGCUUCGUUCCUACGAGACUCCAGAUGGUAGACAUGUAGAGGUCAAGUCAAAAUACUUGAUAGAUGAUGGAGGAGGGUUUCAGCCGAUGAGCUGCGACCGACUUGUGAAGGCGAUUGAGCGAUCAAGAUCCAUCUGUCGAGGAUUGAGAGAGUCCACUGGAUCAUCCCUCACACGCAAAGACAAGAAGAAAACAGCUUUGAUGAAGCUGCUUGCAACGGAGUGCCAGUAUCCUGGACAACUCAUAGAGCAUGUCUUGCUGUGUGCAGGAAUUCAGCCGGAUAUCCCAGCGGAUGAAGUUAGAAAUGACAUUGACCUGCAAAGACUGUUACAAGCAUUCAAAGAGAUCGAUCACUUGUUCAUGCUUGGUCACAGUCAGCAGCUGGCCACCCCGUCAAGUUCAGCUGCACUCAAAGGCUAUGUCAUCCUAGACCGGAUAUCUGACUCUUCCAAUCAAACCCUCGUCAUCUCUGAAUUCUCUCCGAUCUUGUUGAAACAGCAAGAGGACAAAAUGGUUUUAGAAUAUCCCAGCAUUGAUGUUGCGAUGGAUGAAUUCUUUUCUACGAUUGAUUUCAACAGAGAUCAAAAGGAUGCAAAUGAAGCUGUGGAAACUGUUUCGAAGAAAGUAAACAAGGCCAAGAAAGACAUAAAAUCUCACACUGAAGGCUUGAAGCAAGAGGAGCUUCUCAACCAUAAGAAAGCCACAUUGCUUGAACUCAAUUCAUUUCAUAUCGACGAAGCGUUGGAUAAAAUACGAGGACUAGUCAAGAUUCAUCGAAACGCUGCAAAUGUCCUUCAUGAGAUACAUGAAAUGAAUUCUACGGCUUCUUUUCGCCUCCCUCAAGAGGGGAUAGUGGAGAGUGAAGCUGUAAAGUCGAGAGGAGCAACAGAUAUCACUCUUGUCCUUGACUACUCCAUCUCAUCGCUGGCAAACGCUAGGAAUUUCUUCCAAAAAAAAAAGAAAGUUGCAGCAAAGCAGCAAAGAGCGGAAGAGAUGGCAGAUAUCUCCCUGAAGAAUACACAAAUCAAGGCUUCGCAGAGGAAGAACACAAAAGCUUCAAAGAAUGAUUUUCAGAGCAAGUCGUCUUCAAUUGGAAUUUCUUCAGUUCGGAGGAAGUUUUGGUUUGAGAAAUUUUUCUGGUUCAUAUCGAGCGAUCAAAUAUUGGUGAUUGCAGGAAAAGAUGCCCAACAGAACGAGCUCUUGGUGAAGCGAAACGAAUUGAAGGAGAGGAAAGUGUUGCCAGAGAACACAAUCCUGCAAGCUGCAGAGUUUGCAGUCUGCAGGAGUUCUGCAUGGAAAUCGAAGACUGCAAGCGGUACAGCUGCCUACUGGGUUUAUCCUGAUCAAGUGUCAAAAGCUCCUCAGUCAGGAGAAUAUCUCUCGAAAGGAGGUUUUGUCAUUCGAGGAAAGAAGAAUUUUGUUUCCAUCAGCACUCUUUGCAUGGGAUUCGGCAUUUUCUUCUACUCCCCUAGAGCGAAUGAUCUGACCUACGAUGAAAACUUGAUGAGAAAAGAACAGGAAGAUGUAGAGAUUGUGACUGAAACGAUGAGUCAGACCAGUUUCACUGAGAUUGAUGCUGACAAGCGUAACACUGACGUGAUCGAGAACUCAACGUCUCAGGUGGAAGAGGCCGAAGCUUUUCAAGCGACUGACUUCCGACACUUCAUCACGAAUCCAGCCACGAAACAAGAAAUCGUGUAUGCUCUACCUGUAGUCGCUCCUUUCUCAGCAAUCAGAGAUUACAGAUUCAGGGGGAUGCUUAUACCUGGACUUAUGCGCAGGUACAAGGCUUUGCCAUGA
This is a messenger RNA of Guillardia theta CCMP2712, 2526 nucleotides long. RefSeq lists its product as hypothetical. Gene Ontology annotation, biological process: ribosome-associated ubiquitin-dependent protein catabolic process; rescue of stalled cytosolic ribosome. The transcript has 15 exons. NCBI's taxonomy places the organism in Eukaryota, Cryptophyceae, Pyrenomonadales, Geminigeraceae. Gene Ontology annotation, cellular component: RQC complex. The record is from RefSeq and is a predicted model, not a curated record. The coding region runs from base 1 to 2526 and encodes 841 amino acids. Gene Ontology annotation, molecular function: ribosomal large subunit binding; tRNA binding.